AUGAACAAUAUUAGAAAUAAUGGCUAUAGAGAAGAAAAAUCAUUCUGCUAUUUCCACCCUAAACAACUUCUUCUUGGGGUGUGCCCCUUCUGCUUGAAUGAGAGGUUACUCAUAGUGGCUGCUAAACAAGGUCACCGCCACCGCCACCGUUCUUCUUCCUCCAAAUCUUCCCACAGGCUGCAAACUUCCACUCACACAAAACCACCCUCUUCCAUUCACAAGAUCUUUGCUUUUGGUUCUCUCUUCACUCGCCAUGAAUCCCACCACUGGAAAUCUCACAACUAUGACUGUAAUUAUGAUGAUGUCUCUCCCACUCCAGAAGAGUCAUUCAUCUCAAUGAAGUUUGAAGAGAAUGGGGUGGCAUCGUGGGAAAAGAGCACAGUGUCGAAGAAGGUGUCCCUAGAGAAGUGCAACAGGAAGAUGGCGUGGAAGGAUCAAAACAAGGAGAAGAGCGUGAUAGAGCAUGGGAAGUCACGUGAGGUGUUUAGGUGGCGAAAGAGGAUAGGGCACAUGUUCCAGCUCAUACGGUGGAAGAAGAGUGGUGGUGUGUGCCACGUGGAGGGAGUGAAGGUGAGAAAGGGUGGUUGGAUGAGGACUCUGACAAAGAGAAAAAUGACCAUCGAAUAA
Sphenostylis stenocarpa is the source of this 627-nucleotide messenger RNA. The record is from the annotation of a GenBank genome assembly. NCBI's taxonomy places the organism in Eukaryota, Viridiplantae, Streptophyta, Magnoliopsida, Fabales, Fabaceae.